Molecule: messenger RNA, 522 nt
Organism: Didymodactylos carnosus
Lineage: Eukaryota; Metazoa; Rotifera; Eurotatoria; Philodinida; Philodinidae
Source: the annotation of a GenBank genome assembly
AUGGUUCAGAAUGCAAGGUGCAUCGGAAUUUUUGUCAUGUUCACUGCAAAGAAACUUCUUUGGGUCCUGAAGGAAGAUGGACAAUCUUGGGAUGGCGCCUAUUUUCGUGAUAUUAUUCUUCAGAAACGUGUGAUUCCAUUUCUUCACAACCCAAUCAAUGUUCUUGAUACAAACGAAGUCAUAUUUCUUCACGAUAAGGCACCCUGCAUGAAAGCUAAUGCAACACAGCAUCUUCUGGAAGAUGAGGGCGUGAAUUUCUGGGGCAAUUCGAUUUGGUCUGGCAACAGUCCUGACAUGAAUCCUGCAGAAAACAUUGGUGCAAUUAUCAAAGAUAAAGUUGAAGAACUGAUGACAAGCGAAGAUCGUCGAGAUAGAUACAAUUAUGAUGUUCUCAACACUAACCUCGAGAAUACACUCAAGGAUCUUGAAGAUGACACAGAUCUUUUUAUUGAUUUGCUGUGUUCCAUGAGGAAAAGAUUUGAUGCUCUCGGAGCUGCCAGGGGAGGUCAUACCAGGUUCUAA